CGAGUGCGGUGCUCGCCAUGGUCGGCGUGGAGCUGUUCUCGCACCCCGCGCUCUACACGCGCUACCGGGCCGGGCUCUGCUCCGCCGCGGCGCUGGCGCUGUUGCUCAUCACCGCGCUCACCUAUGUGCCGCCGCUGCUGGUGGCCUACCGGAGCCACGGUUUCUGGCUGAAGCAGAGCACGUACCUUGAGCAGCCCACUGUGCGGUUCCGGUACGAGGUUCUCCUCGUCGCCACCACCGGGCCCGGCCCGGGCAGCUUCUUGGCGUGGAGCACGUUCCCAGCGUUCAACAGGCUGCAGGAGGAGCGGCUCCGAGUCCCGCUCCUGGCGACUAGAGAAGAAGACAAAAAUCAAGAUGGCAAAAUGGAUCAGUUGCAUUUUGAAUUGGAACUUCCGCUCCAACCUACAGAGCAUGUACUUGGCAUUCAGCUGAUUCUACUCUUUUCCUACCAGCUUUAUAGAAUGUCAACAUUUGUGAUGCAGAGCAUGGCUUUUCUUCAGUUUUUUUCUCCUGUGCCAGGGUCUCGGCUCUAUAUGAAUGGAGACCUGAAAUUGAAGCAGAGGCAAUUACUGAACCAUUGUGGACUGGAUACCAGAUACAAUGUGUCUGUGGUCAAUGGCACAAGUCCUUUUGCAAGUGACUACGAUCUAACAAACAUCAUUGCAGCAUACUGGGAUAGAAAUGUGACAACAGUCUUUUCAGAUCCCAGCCCUCUUUGGAUGACAGGAAGAGCAGCAGAUACACCAUUUGUCAUUAAUGCCACUAUUCGUUACCCAGUGGAAGUUAUUUUAUAUCAGCCAGGAUUUUGGGAAAUUAUUAAAUUUGCCUGGAUCCAGUAUGUCAGCAUCCUCCUUAUCUUUCUUUGGGUGUUUGGUAGGAUUAAGAUGUUUUUGUUCCAGAAUCACGUGUUGACUACAAUUCCAGUAUCAUCAGUUCUGCCAACAUCUCCAGUACUAAGCUACAAACAGCACCAGUUCUGAGAAGGUGCCUGAGAACACUUUAAAGAAACACAGUUCAAAAAUAGUCACCUGCUUUUCUUCUCUAUUCACUUUUUACUUUCAAAGAUCCGAAUUUUGUAAGUAUGUUCCAAGUAUGCUCUGUUUGUGCUUUCUUUUUAAAUAUAUGUUCAUUCAUCUAAUUUUUUGGGAACACUGCUUUGGAGCUGAAAAUUUUAAUUUUUUUGACAAUUAAAAGUUAAAUAACAGC
Messenger RNA from Myiozetetes cayanensis, 1206 nucleotides. RefSeq names its product transmembrane protein 231 (gene TMEM231). The coding region runs from base 18 to 980 and encodes 320 amino acids. Lineage: Eukaryota; Metazoa; Chordata; Aves; Passeriformes; Tyrannidae. Gene Ontology annotation, cellular component: ciliary membrane; ciliary transition zone. The record is from RefSeq and is a predicted model, not a curated record. The transcript has 7 exons. Gene Ontology annotation, biological process: cilium assembly; regulation of protein localization.